This is a messenger RNA of Prunus armeniaca (apricot), 1479 nucleotides long. NCBI's taxonomy places the organism in Eukaryota, Viridiplantae, Streptophyta, Magnoliopsida, Rosales, Rosaceae. The record is from the annotation of a GenBank genome assembly.
AUGGCAAUGCAAUUAGGGUCUUUGCUCUUCGGUCUAGUGCUAGUAAUUGGCUUUUCAUUGCAAAGUAGCGAAGCUGCUACAGAUCCAGUUGUUUGUGACACUAUCAACAGGACCAAUUUCGAAACAGGGUUCAUAUUCGGCGCGGCUUCAGCAUCUUACCAGUAUGAAGGUGCUGUCCAAGAAGAUGGUAGAGGACCAAGCAUAUGGGAUAACUACACCCAAGAAUAUCCAGAGAGAAUUAAGGAUGGGAGCAAUGCGGAUGUCACAGUUGAUCAAUAUCACCGCUAUAAGGAAGAUGUAGGGAUCCUGAAUGAUACGGGAUUGGAUGCUUAUAGGUUCUCUAUCUCGUGGUCCAGAGUGUUACCAAAUGGAACACUAAGCGGAGGCGUGAACGAGGCUGGAAUUGAAUAUUACAACAAACUCAUCAAUGAAACCCUAGACAAAGGUCUAAAGCCAUUUGUGACCAUCUUUCAUUGGGAUCUUCCACAAGCUUUGGAAGAAGCAUACGGUGGUUUCUUGAGCCAUCGAAUUGUCGAGCAUUUUAGGGAUUAUGCAAACCUUUGUUUUGAGAGAUUUGGUGAUCGAGUAAAGUAUUGGAUCACAUUGAAUGAGCCAUAUGCCUAUAGUAACAUGGGUUAUGCAAUCGGGACCUUCGCACCGGGACGAUGCUCUGAUUGGCAGCAAUUAAACUGCACUGGAGGAAAUUCCGCUACUGAAACCAUAUUUAGUGACACACAACCUCCUCCUUGCUCAUGCAAAUGCUGUAGACUUGUACAGGACUACAUAUCAGGUCCGGCAUUUCAACGUGGCGUGAUAGGGAUAACACUAGUGUCACAUUGGUUUGUGCCAACUUCUAAUGCAAAGCGCCAUACAAAUGCGCAAUCACGAGCUUUGGAUUUUAUGUUCAUGGACCCAAUUACAAGUGGCCACUAUCCGCACAGCAUGCAAGUUCUUGUUGGUUCUCGAUUACCAAGAUUCACGAAAAACCAAUCCGAGUUGCUAGCUGGGUCAUUUGAUUUUCUUGGACUAAAUUAUUAUACUACUUACUACGCAAGCUAUGCAGGUCACAACAAUUCUGUAAACGCGAGCUACCUAACAGAUGCUCGCGUUACUCAAUCACCGGAGCUUAAUGGGGUUCCAAUUGGUCCACAGGCUGGUUCAGACUGGUUAUAUAUUUAUCCGGAAGGAAUUUACGAUCUUUUACUCUACAUAAAGAAUAAGUAUGAUAGUCCAAUCAUUUACAUUACGGAGAAUGGCGUUGAUGAGUUGAAUGAUCCCACACUAUCACUUGAGCAAUCCCUUAAUGAUACUGUUAGACUUGACUACCACCAUGACCACCUCUGUUAUGUUCAAGCAGCAAUCAAAAACGGUACUAACGUGAAGGCAUACUUUGCGUGGUCAUUACUAGACAACUUUGAAUGGAAUUCUGGAUUCACUGUUCGAUUCGGUCUCUAUUUGUUGAUUUCAAGGAUGGACUAA